Ctenocephalides felis (cat flea) is the source of this 844-nucleotide messenger RNA. RefSeq lists its product as uncharacterized. Bases 244 to 684 code for a protein of 146 amino acids. The record is from RefSeq and is a predicted model, not a curated record. Gene Ontology annotation, biological process: sleep; regulation of synaptic transmission, cholinergic; positive regulation of voltage-gated potassium channel activity. Lineage: Eukaryota; Metazoa; Arthropoda; Insecta; Siphonaptera; Pulicidae. The transcript is spliced from 4 exons.
AUUAGAGCAGAGCGCGCUCCGAGGACUCGCAACGAAACAUUUUGCUUUUCACCAUUCCGCGCUCGCAAACCGAACACGCAACAUCGGUAGAGAACAUUAAUACACGCGCGACACACCAAAUCUUGCAGAGAAUAUAAAACAUCACUAAAAGCGAACGGUUCCAAACGAGAUAUAUUCGCGGGUUAGUGGUAAAAAGACUGAUAUUUUACUCAAAAGUGGUAAAUAAAAUAAAUCGAUAUCAAGAUGACGAGUUUUGGGUCGACGCAGAUUUGUGCCAGUUUGUUAGUUCUUGUAGUGAUCGUACAACAAGGUAAAGCACUAAGUUGUUACGAAUGCAACAGCCACAACGACACGCGAUGCUCAGAAGACAUACCCCCAGAAAAUUUGAAGAAGAAUUGCGAUGACCACAAAGGGGGCACAAAAUAUACGAUGUGCCGCAAGAUUACGCAAGUCAUCGAAUUCGAAGUGAACGGAUUGCCGCCUGACACACGUGUUAUCAGAGGUUGCGGAUGGGACGAGUCUAGUUACAAGGGCAAGUGUUACCAGCGUUCGGGUUUCGGUGGUCGCCAAGAGGUCUGCUCUUGUUUAGAGGACUACUGCAACGGGUCCAGCGGACUUCAAGCUAGCACAAUCACCUCCCUAGUUUGUUCGAUGUUUGCACUAAUUGCCUUUAGGGUGCGUUGAUAAGAAAUAUCUCACAAAAAAUAAAAUGAAACGCAUGUACACCUAGCAAAAGAAAUGAACUCAUCCAAUUCAUUAUAAAAAGGGUGAAAUGUGGCAUGCAAAAACAAUCCAUAUAAAUAAUAAGUUAGGCCAUCGCAAAUAUAAAUAAAAUAUUAAAAAA